AUCCCUACGCCAUCGUGUCCUUCCUGCACCAGAGCCAGAAGUCCCAGGUGGUGAAGAACACCCUGAACCCCACGUGGGACCAGACCCUGAUCUUCCACGAGAUCGAGAUCUUCGGGGCCCCCCCGGGCGUGGCCCAGGAUCCCCCCAGUGUGGUGGUGGAGAUCUACGACCACGACACCUACGGAGCAGACGAGUUCAUGGGCCGCUGCAUCUGCCGGCCCAGCCUGGAGCGCUCGCCCCGCCUGGCCUGGCACCCCAUCACCAAGGGCAGCAGGAACGUGGGGGAGCUCCUGGCGGCCUUCGAGCUCAUCCAGAGGGAGAAGCCGGCUGUCCAUCACAUCCCCGGCUUCGAGGUAAUUCCUGACUCCUUCCUGCA
This is a messenger RNA of Corapipo altera (White-ruffed manakin), 376 nucleotides long. RefSeq names its product dysferlin-like. The transcript is spliced from 3 exons. Gene Ontology annotation, biological process: vesicle fusion; plasma membrane repair; monocyte activation involved in immune response. Lineage: Eukaryota; Metazoa; Chordata; Aves; Passeriformes; Pipridae. The record is from RefSeq and is a predicted model, not a curated record. The annotation marks the transcript as partial. Gene Ontology annotation, molecular function: calcium ion binding; calcium-dependent phospholipid binding. Gene Ontology annotation, cellular component: cytoplasmic vesicle; T-tubule.